Molecule: messenger RNA, 4814 nt
Organism: Anneissia japonica
Lineage: Eukaryota; Metazoa; Echinodermata; Crinoidea; Comatulida; Comatulidae
Exons: 6
Coding region: 31-2922 (963 amino acids)
Biological process (GO): engulfment of apoptotic cell; phosphatidylserine exposure on apoptotic cell surface; apoptotic process involved in development
Cellular component (GO): plasma membrane
Source: RefSeq, a predicted model, not a curated record
ACAGUUGAUAGGAAGAGCAAGAAAUUCAAAAUGUCACCGCGAAAAAAGCAGGAUGUCUCGUUUGUGUGUAGUCCCGGAGACCGUACAAAUCUUGAUGAGACAGUUCCACCUUGCGAACACUGUGAAAAAUACUUUUUUUACCAACAUUCAACGUUCAACUUUUUCGAUGCUUCAUUCCUGCUCAUUUCCAUGGCCACAUAUCUCGUCGACAUUGUUACCGAUAUGAUUGUGUGUGUGCAAUACUUAAAUGCAAAUGAGUACUUCUGGGGAUUUCUGACUCUGUUUUUCACAAUUGCUCCAUCGAUCAUCGUACACAUCUUCAGCGCUCGAUGGUAUCUGAUAGACGAUGACAUGACAACUUCAGAUUGGCUGCUUCACGUAUUCCAACUUGGUACCCUCAAAAGGUAUGUGUGUGUAUUCCAAACUGGUCUAGAAGCAAGAAGGUCACAUGAUGCCAGUGAUUUUGAGCUUCUUUGUCAUCAGCAAAGUGAUGUAUCAAUGCUUCGUUUAUUUGAGUCCUUCAUGGAAUCAGCUCCUCAGAUUGUUCUUCAACUCUACAUCAUGGUUGCCACCAAUGAUGAAAAUUAUUUCACAGGUGUCUCAGCAGCGGUUUCCCUGACAUCACUGUGCUGGGCGAUUGCAGCUUACAGUAAAGCACAACGAAAGAUACGGAUUGAUAAAGAACGUAUAUCAUGGCCAGGCCUAGUCUUUCAGACCAUAUGGCGAAUUGGGAUGGUCUCAUCACGUGUUAUGGCUCUAGUGCUAUUUGCUUCAGUUUUCAAGGCUUUCAUUUUUCCUGUUGUUGGUGCCCAUUGGCUGUUAAUGCUGCUGUGGGUGUAUCAACAAAACACUGACUUCUGUUCAAGUUGGCUAGAAGAACGGCUCUUUAAUGUCAUCAUCAGCAUCGUAUACAUAUUCUGUUUCUUCAACUUGAAGGAGGGAACUUCACGGUUCCGCAUUGUUGCUUUUUACACAGUCAUGUUAGUUGAGGACACGAUGCUUGUGGUCCUUUGGACAGUGUACAGUGAUCAGGAUAAUCAAUACAAUGCAGCUGGUUACAGUAUUGUUUAUGGUGGAUUCAUCAUUGGUAUACUCAGUAUGGGAAUAUACUACAGGUGUUUUCACCCAAGUGGACAAAUUUCACUCUCCACAACGAUUCUUAAAGACAUCGAGAAACACUGCCCUCAUGACCAUUUGUACACAAAUCCAAGAAAUUCACCUAAAUCUCCGGGACUUGAUGCCGAAAUCUCUUUCCGAUCAAGAUCUAUGUCUCCACAGGAUUCUUCUGGAGAAAUUGGCCACAGCUUCACCAGUGAUAGGGAUUACCAGUUGAACUACAGCUUGGAUAAAUCAUCUACAGAGGAGUCAUCAUUUUUCUCUUCGAAUAUAGCAACUCAAAGAAGUCUAAGUGACAGCUGUUUGCUUGAUUUAACCACAAGAGUGGGAAUGCAGAAAAUUAAUAAUCAGGGUGUUAACUGUCUCACGCAAGACAAAUUGACCUAUGAACUUGGGUUAACAUUCACAGACUACCGUUUGAAUUGUACAGGUUUUGCAAGUAUUCUUGCUGGACAAUACGACAUGGCGAAGGAGACAGCUUUAGCCAGCAGCAAUCUCGACCAGGCAACUUCAGAAAACCAUAUAGAAUCCACUCCUUCACAGGGUAAGGUCAAUGUAAAGGGUUCUGAUGGUAGACUGGACAUUACUCAAGGGUCCUCAUUGCAAGAGAUGCCGAACUUAUCCCUACAGUCACCAGGCUUAAUGACUAGGUAUGAAGCAGAAAAGAUUUACUUGGAUAUUCUGGACCUAGAACGUACCUCUGUGCCAUCUAAGCGGCAGCUAGUUUUCAGAUCAGUAGAGAACGUAGCACAGAAAGAUGAGUCUCAUAAAACUAAACAGAAGGAAAAAGCAGGAAAGGAACAGGUAGUGGAGCCAUCGUCAAAAAUGGUUAAAAAGAGACAUAAACCUUAUAUUCUGUGGAAGUUGGAAGAACAAAGGAAGAAUAAACCAGCACCAGGUGAUGAAAAUAAAUUUAGUGCAACUGGUGAUACAAUAGAACAACCAAGAGAACCAAGAACCGGCAGACAAAUUGACAUCAUUCCAAAAACAAAUGAAGACUGCUCAGCUAGUGAACUAAAUGGAAUUGAAAAGUCAAUUGGAUUGGCUGAUAGUAAAAAUACUGCUAAGAGUGGUGAUCAUUACAAAAUUGUAGAAGAAAACAGACAAGCAGCUUCUGGAGAAGUAGUUGGUUUAUGUAUUCAGGAUUUUAAGAAUUCUUCGGAUUCAUUAAAUAAUGCCAGAACAACAGACAGAGCAGCAGGUUUACCAGGUUGUCCUUUAAAAGAAAGUAAUUCAACAGUCAAUAAAUCAGUGAGAAUAGAACCAACAAUAAGCAAAAAGUUGCAACCUGAUGGGAAACAACCUAUGAGGUCUCCUCUUGGAUGCAAUAGUCUUGGACAUGGCAGAGCUAAGCAAAGUGUGGCUAUUCCAAGACGUAAACACAGUUUCAAAUCAGCAGUUCCACGACUAACUCUGUCACAUUCACCAAGCGAUUCCUCCAACAAAGAGAACAGUCCAUGCACACCAUCAUCAACAAACAAGAAUACAGGGAAGGUGUCUGAAGGCUUUGAUGCUGAUAAAGGCAUAACAAGUAAUUCCAAGACCUUAAAAAGUCCAGUGCUCCAGGAAAUAGCACUCAGUAACAAGCUUGCAAAUUCUCAACCCACCAACACCUUGAGGAGCUGUUUUGACGUUGGUGGCAAGUCAGCACAAUGUUCACCAUCUGUUCGAAGCUUACAACUUGCAAUCUUCAGUCCUGAUAACCAGUCUACCCCAGGAACCAGAGAAAAGAAAAUGGGUCGUAGAUCACUUGGAAAAAUCCCACUAAAUACUGUGGCUGAUAAGAUAAGCAUAUUUACAAAUUAAUCAAUUGUAAUCAAAGAAAAACUCACAUUGUACUUACUGUAUUGCAGCCAAUGACAACUCACUUUUCCCUGUGCUAGAGAAAAUUUAGUGUGUCCUGAGCUACAUUGUUCCAUGUGAAUGCAAGUCCCUGUUAGCAUACAGCCUGGUAAUAUCUGUGUAGGAGGCACGGACAUUGCAGAUGGCUGUAACACUUCCAAGAUGCUUAUCAUGUAUCUGUACAAAUGCUCACAGGGCGCAGCUUAUCUUUUAACGUGGCGUGGCAUGUAUCGGAAUAUCCACAUACACCUAUUACUGUAAUUGUAGACGUCUGGCAAGGUUUUAAACCUUAUCUCGGUAGGGGCAUCUUGUAAAAUUUAGCAUGCAUCCAGUGUAAAAUGUUGUCAUUUGAAUUGGGUAGUAGCAGUCUGCAGCAUAUUGCUUUUUUGUUUUACAGUUAGAUAUUCUUUAUAUUUAAUACAAAUAAGUCAUUUGUAAAUUAUUUUAUACUGUAUAUUGGAAUAUGCUAGUUCUUACAAAUCAUGAAUUGUAAUUUUUAAUACAGUAAUUGUGCCUUCUGCACUAUAAAAUCCAAAGUUAAAGGAUGGAUUGCUUUUUAAAACAUUUUAAAUGCUAUGUAACUGUAAUUUUAACAUUUUAAAUGUACAUUUUUUUUUUAUCUGUAAAUAAUGCCUAUAUAGUAUAUAUUUUAUACCACUUUAUAUUUGAAACAGUAACAUUUUAGUCCACACAUUUUUUUUUGGAAAAAGUAUUUCAAUUAGUAAAGUUAACAGACAAGUAUUUAGAUCUGAAAUAUCACAGCAUUUGUACAGUGAAACCACAUGCAAUACUGUACUGCAUUUAAUAAUCUUUCUUUUUGUUUUUAGUUACCUUAUUAUUUUUCAGGAGACUAUUAGGACAAUGCAUUCCAGUCCCCAUUUAUAAUUUUUAUAUAUUUUAUGCAAACUAGUCAUUUUUUAAGUUUCCUGUGCAAAUACAGUUGUGCACUGCUUUAUUCAAUUAGAGAAUAGGAGUUGAUAAUCAAAGUCAUCAACAGUUUGUGGUAGGUUUUCACAAUACAGGUAAUAAUAUAUUGUACAAUGCAAGUAUAAUUAUGCAUUAAUGUUUGUACCCAGAACCUUAUGAUUUUAAGCUUACCAAUUCAGUAGUAUGCAAAUUGAUAAUACAGCAUUUUAUUUCUUUCCAAGUUAAGAAUUUUCUUUGUAGAUUGUAGCUCAAUUAUUAAACAAGUGGCUGUUGCAUUUUGCCAUUAUUAGCUACAUCUUGAUUUUCUUGUGAUGUUUUCAUAACUCUUUUCAACUUCAAAUUCAUCCACAAAUUGAAGUGCCAUUUUUUGUACACUACAAUGAUGAUGCAACAUACAAAAUGCAUGCAAAAAAUGACAUUCUAACUAUAAUCACACAAUAUACAGUAGUGACAAUGUUUAAUGCAGUAUUGUUGGCUUAAAAGCCAGACUGCAGAGGAAUAAAUUAUUUUGAUAUAUUUUAGGACUAAAACUGAUUUUGAGGAACAGUUAAAAAAAUGGAAAAAUUUGGUAACGGUUAAUUAGGUAGAUUUCUGAAUACAGUAUUGAAAAACUGGUGGUAAAAGGAUGGUUACCCUUUAUAUUUGGUAGGGGUUUUUUUCAUGAUUUCUUGUGUGAAAUACACCCAGGAUAAGUUGGAAGACUUAAUUCUCUAUUGGGUUCUUUUGGCAAUUUCCUUGCCAAGAGACAACUAGUAAGAAAAGAUAAACAUUUUUAUACUGUACAGUAUUUUAUUAGAAAAAAAAUUAGCAAUGAUUUUUUUUUUAUACAAAGAGACAGAAAUUUCAUGAAUCCAAGAUCAUUUAAUACAAAUCUGAUGCCUAAAUCUACUACAGUAUAUAGACAAGAAAAAUGCUUUAAAAACUUCUUA